AUGCAGCUGGUGGCCAGCCUGGUGUCCGUUCUGCUGCUGGUGUGGAGCGUGAGAGCCACCGCACUGCCCGGCGAAGAGAGACUCGCAAUACAGAACACUAGGGAACAGAGCACAGUCCGGAAAGACGCCAUCCUGAAGAUGCUGGCGGGCCUGCUGGACAGCAUGGACGCAGGGCAUGAGGUGGCCUCCCCAGAUGUGGAAGAGGAAGGCAAGCUGGAGGAGGAGCGGGCGGUGCUGGGGCGGCUUGCCCAGCUAUCACAGCGGGACCGCAAGGCCCCCUGCAAAAACUUCUUCUGGAAAACCUUCACCUCCUGCUAG
Messenger RNA from Pelecanus crispus (Dalmatian pelican), 318 nucleotides. It is a transcript of the gene CORT, whose product is annotated as cortistatin. Gene Ontology annotation, cellular component: extracellular region. Lineage: Eukaryota; Metazoa; Chordata; Aves; Pelecaniformes; Pelecanidae. The record is from RefSeq and is a predicted model, not a curated record. Gene Ontology annotation, biological process: regulation of cell migration; adenylate cyclase-inhibiting G protein-coupled receptor signaling pathway. Gene Ontology annotation, molecular function: G protein-coupled receptor binding; neuropeptide hormone activity.